GCACUGACAGCCCAUGGCGCCGCCCGCCGCUCGCCUCGCCCUGCUCUCCGCCGCGGCGCUCACGCUAGCGGCCCGGCCCGCGCCCAGCCCCGGCCCCGGCCCCGGCCCCGAGUGUUUCACAGCCAAUGGUGCGGAUUAUAGGGGAACACAGAACUGGACGGCACUGCAAGGCGGGAAGCCAUGUCUGUUUUGGAACGAGACUUUUCAGCAUCCGUACAAUACUCUGAAAUACCCCAACGGGGAGGGGGGCCUGGGUGAGCACAACUAUUGCAGAAACCCAGAUGGAGACGUGAGCCCCUGGUGCUAUGUGGCGGAGCAUGAGGAUGGUGUCUACUGGAAGUACUGUGAGAUACCUGCUUGCCAGAUGCCCGGAAACCUUGGCUGCUACAAGGAUCAUGGAAACCCACCUCCUCUAACUGGCACCAGUAAAACUUCCAACAAACUCACCAUACAAACUUGCAUCAGUUUUUGUCGGAGUCAGAGGUUCAAGUUUGCUGGGAUGGAGUCAGGCUAUGCUUGCUUCUGUGGAAACAAUCCUGAUUACUGGAAGUACGGGGAGGCAGCCAGCACCGAAUGCAACAGCGUCUGCUUCGGGGAUCAUACCCAACCAUGUGGUGGCGACGGGAGGAUCAUCCUCUUUGAUACUCUCGUCGGUGCCUGCGGUGGGAACUACUCAGCCAUGUCUUCUGUGGUCUAUUCCCCUGACUUCCCCGACACCUAUGCUACAGGGAGGGUCUGCUACUGGACCAUCCGGGUUCCGGGAGCCUCCCGCAUCCACUUCAGCUUCCCCCUAUUUGACAUCAGGGACUCGGCGGACAUGGUGGAGCUUCUGGACGGCUACACACACCGUGUCCUAGCCCGCUUCCACGGGAGGAGCCGCCCACCUCUGUCCCUCAAUGUCUCUCUGGACUUCGUCAUCUUGUAUUUCUUCUCUGAUCGCAUCAAUCAGGCCCAGGGAUUUGCUGUUUUAUACGAAGCUGUCAAGGAAGAACUGCCACAGGAGAGGCCCGCUGUCAACCAGACGGUGGCCGAGGUGAUCACAGAGCAGGCCAACCUCAGCAUCAGCGCUGCCCGGUCCUCCAAAGUCCUCUAUGUCAUCACCACCAGCCCCAGCCACCCACCUCAGACUGUCCCAGGUAGCAAUUCCUGGGCGCCACCCAUAGGGGCUGGAAGCCACAGAGUUGAAGGAUGGACAGUAUAUGGUCUGGCAACUCUCCUCAUCCUCACAGUCACAGCCAUUGUAGCAAAGAUACUUCUGCACGUCACAUUCAAAUCCCAUCGUGUUCCUGCUUCAGGGGACCUUAGGGAUUGUCAUCAACCAGGGACUUCGGGGGAAAUCUGGAGCAUUUUUUACAAGCCUUCCACUUCGAUUUCCAUCUUUAAGAAGAAACUCAAGGGUCAGAGUCAACAAGAUGACCGCAAUCCCCUUGUGAGUGACUAAAAACCCCACUGUGCCUAGGAGUCGAGGUCCCUCCUUGAGCUCAAGGCUGCUGGGGACAACCUCUCCUGUGGUUCUUCUCUGACAGACUCUUCCCCGCCUCUCCCUCUGCCUUGGCCUCUUUGGAGGGCACUCUCCUACAGACCAGGAAGAGGUGCCCUGCUGCCAGGGAAGGCAGAGCCUGGAUUCCUCCUGCUUCAUCGGUUGCACUUAGGAGAGAGACUCAAGGCCCUGGGGCUCGGCCCUCUCUGCAUCUCUCUCUCUGAUCUAGCUAGCAAUGGGGGUGUCAGGACAGUGAGGCUGAGGUGACAGAGGUGGUCAUGGCUGGCACUGGGCUCAGGUACAUUCUAGAUGGCUGUCAGGUGGUGGAUAGGUUUAGUUACAUUGAAUUUUUCUUGCUUCUUCUCUAUUUUGUCCACAUACAAAUCAGUUUCUCCUGGUCUUUAUGGUCUGGAACAGGGCCAGACAGGGAGAACUCUCAGGUACUCUUGGGAGUUGGUCUGGUCCCAUGCAAGUGUGGACUCCUUGACAUUAGCAAAGUGUAAAGAGGGUGGUGUCUCCGCUGCAUCGGCAGCUUUGCUCUCCAGAUGCUGGACUAGGAGGGCCUCCUCCAGCCUAGGAGGGUCUGAGAAUAAGAUCUAGUGACCCCCAUUUAUAUCAAACAUGAUGCCUUUCACAUAUGGGCUUCUUCCUAGAUUCUUCUUUCCAUAGCUCAUGGAGCUGCAGAGAAAGCUUGAAGAGCUUUGGUCGUAUAAAACAUCCACUCAUUUACUCAUACAACCAAUUCUCCUGCAGGCUUUUAUGGGCACUCAGUAAGUUUUCAGGAUUGGGUUGACUGGCCUUGCCCCUGAGCAGCUCGUAGUCCUUUGGAAUCUGAGCCAGGCCUUGGUCUCUCCAUGAUUGGCUCAGCCAACUCUCAGUUCAGAACAGAAAGUAUCAAUCUUGUGGUUUUGCCUUUAGGCAAUACAAUAUGAGACAUGGGCCCUGCGGUCCUUCCUUCUGGUGUCCCCCAUGUUAAAAGAUGAAAAACACCCCCAGGGCCAUCUGUGCUCUCUGCCCCUUCUAUGGGGACCGAGUGGGGUUUGGAAUGGCUCAGAAAGGAGAGCGCUCUUGUCCCCAGCCCCAUGCCACCCUGUCCCUUAGAUAGGGAGGUGAACUGCAGAGAUUGGUGCUAGGAAAGUGUGGGUUUGGGAAUUGGAGAUCCUCCAAGGAUCAGCCGUGAGAUUGAGAGCUACAGCUGUAGUGGCUGCCAGUUGGGAGAGUAAGUGCCAUCGUUAAUUUAAAAGUCCUCGCCAUCCGGAAGCAGGCUUUGUCAACAGCAGCUGAGGAAAGCAGCCGGUGCCUCUGCUGGCCAGGCCCAGGCCCUCAUUAGAACAUGCGUCUCCCCAGCGCACUCAGGCCUCAAUGCUUGCUGCGCCCCUGGCCUUGGCGUUUCCUCUUUGCAGCACUUUGCCUGCCUCCCCCAAGCCCUGAGCCACUGCCUGCUGGGGCUCCUACUGAGGGUCUGGCAAGACAUCUGCACCUGCCACUCCUGGGAGGACAGAGGGCCAUAGGGAGAGUGUCCAUAGGGAGAGGUGACACUCGCCAGCCUGAGUUCAGGAGAGAUGCUCAGAGCUUCAGGUGGAGAGGCCUUCAGAGGAAGGAAACCGGGCAGUGUGUCACAGGCAGGCAGGGGCAGGACUGCCGCCCCAGGCCCCACGGGAGUCCUGCUGAGGGCACAGAGCUGCCCAGUGCAACCUUCAUGCUUUGAUCUGGAAAAGCAGCUGUCCGCAGGCCUCUGUCUCUAAGAGGCCUGUCUCACAGGAGGGCCUCUGGAAACAUACCCACAUGUGCAGUCUCCCCGCCAAGCUAUUCGUGCUGUUUGUGGAAUCUCAUCUCAAACACAAGUGUCAGGUGUGUGUCAUCCCAGCAGGUCCUGUGCUGUGAAUAGAUCCAUGUGCAGCACAAAGGGAAUGUGGCAUGUGGCCCCAGGAAGAGGUCACCUGGCCAGGGGGCAGUUGUUCAGUUGCCUAGGGCUGACACCACUGGCCUUUGGGGUUUCCUGCAGCCUGCCUGCCUACCUUGCCCUCCUCACAUCUCAGUCAGGGGAGGCCCUGCCCAAGCCAGUGUGCUAUCAGAGCCUGCAGCGGGGCGGCACUUCCUCAGAGGGGCUGGGAGGUGCUGGGGAUGCCCCAGCACUUCUCUUCCUGCCUGGCCCUGCCAUGGCCCAGUGCCUGUAGGAUCAACUUACCAUCCGUGGAGCAGCCCCGGGAAACCUAAACCUGCCUCAGGACAGGGGGGGAAUGGGGGCUACAAAUCAUCCCAGGCUAAAUCUCCAUGGGCACUGGGUCCUGCCGCAGUCUGGCCAUGGCCUCAGUUAGAACCAGUUAGAAAGUCAUCAACACCCCGCAGAAGGCCACUGCGGCUAAGUAAGCACCUGAGAAAGAAACUAUACCAGAAGAGAUGAUGUGGGCUUCCAGGAGCACGGAGAAGGUGGCACUUGAACUUUUAGGAAACUCCCUAGAUGAGAUAAAGUAGCGGUUGAAGGUGGCGGGAAGAGGGUAACCCUGGGAAAGUAAAUGUCAGAACACAUGGCAGAAACCUGUGGGAGAGGCAGGGGAAGGGCUUUGGGGACCACUGUAGAUGGAGCUCUGAAAGCACCCUGCCCAAAGCCUCUCCUGAGGUGACAGAGCAUGGGAGGAGGCUGCAGGGGCACUGGGCCUGCAUGCCAUCCUCACCCCUGUUCCCCACUGGCGCCAGGCCCUGGCUUCUUGGCACGUGUGCCCUCACCGGCCAAUCUUGUCACUCCCCAUGGUUACUGUGUCUCAGCCGGCUGUGGCCCCUAGUUUGUAGCAGCAUUUCUCAGUGUUCUUGGCCCUUCUGAGAAGGCAGGCAGGAGGCACACAGUGCCCUCUUCCUCCCCAUUUGUGCAGUCGCUUGCAAAGCAGAGAAUGAGUAGGAAUGAACCCAAGUGCCUUCACCCACCCUGUCCCCCACAUCAGGAAAGGCUUGAGGCCUCUCUGGGUGUGAGCGAGGAAACCAGGCUGCUCUAACUUCAGAAGAGUGGGCUCUAGCUCAAGACUCCAAUCGGCCAGAAGCCCAGAGAUCAAAGCACUUGUAAGUUCAGCUGUCCUGGCCCUCGGGCAGAACCCACGGGUGUGCCUGGGUGUGGCUCCACCCACAUGCCCCACUGUCAGCCCAGGCAGGAGCCCUCCUCCAGGCCAUCACCCAGCCCCAAUGCAUCCCAGCAUUGCACACUUACUCUUCACAAGCACUUAUAUGCCGAUGGCCUCUGAGACCCUGCCUCACGGGUCUGCUGAGACCAGGCCAGGUCUGCAACGGAGCCAGGCAGCUCCCCACCCCACCACCCAGUCACCUGGCACCAUUAGGUUUCAGAUCUCCCGUGUGGUGUUUGAUGUCGGCUUUUGUUCCUACCUUGGGAGUUUGGAUUGUUUCCUCUGGUGUCUUUGUUUACCUUCCUCACUGUUCUACCUCCUGGCCAGGUCUCAGCUUAGCUUCCCUGGUAUGGGGUGUUUUUCAAGCCUUCCAACCACAGCUAUCUCCCUCAGGCUGGAUGGCUCAGGGGUGACAGGACUUCACCCUCUGCCUGCAGACCCCUGGUAGGCACAUCUCACAGGCUUUCGUCUUGCUGAGCUGGAUAUGGAGGCAGAAGUGGGGCGUGGAGGACAGUCAGAGGGAAAUCUGUUUCAGAAAGGAAGGGUCUUUAGACACACAGACUGGGGGGCCCUUCCCCACCUGUGGGGAGCUGCCAUCCGUGGGGCUCAUGCACGUCAAGACCUUCCCACAUCCAAACUCACCUUCCAGCAGGGAUUUUGACUUUGGAUGACAAGGCUUUAUUUGUAAAUAUGCUCUUAAUAUGCAACUUUGAGAAUAAAAUAGAAACAUCAUGUAUUUUAAAAUAUAAGAUGAAGUGUGACGCACUGUAUACAAUUUAAUAUAUAUUUUUAGGAUUUUGUUAUUUAAGAAAGUGGAAUGUAAUGGUACUUUUACAAAAGAGAAAAAAAUGUUAUUUUUACUGUCUGGAAAAAAAAUAAAUAUUCUCAUUGUUGUAGAAACA
Molecule: messenger RNA, 5495 nt
Organism: Sapajus apella (tufted capuchin)
Lineage: Eukaryota; Metazoa; Chordata; Mammalia; Primates; Cebidae
Gene: KREMEN1
Product: kringle containing transmembrane protein 1
Exons: 9
Coding region: 14-1441 (475 amino acids)
Biological process (GO): multicellular organism development; Wnt signaling pathway
Cellular component (GO): plasma membrane
Source: RefSeq, a predicted model, not a curated record